This is a messenger RNA of Paralichthys olivaceus (Japanese flounder), 1504 nucleotides long. RefSeq names its product ergosterol biosynthesis 28 homolog (gene erg28). NCBI's taxonomy places the organism in Eukaryota, Metazoa, Chordata, Actinopteri, Pleuronectiformes, Paralichthyidae. Gene Ontology annotation, molecular function: protein-macromolecule adaptor activity. Gene Ontology annotation, cellular component: membrane; endoplasmic reticulum. The record is from RefSeq and is a predicted model, not a curated record.
ACACAUAGACAGAGAGACAGACACUUAGACAGGCAGAGAGACAGACACACACACACAGGCAGAGAGACAGAGACACACAGGUAGAGGGACAGAAAUACAGACAUAUCCAGGCAGUCAGACAGACAAGCAGUCAGGCAGAGAGUCAGACAAAGACAGAGAGACAGGAUGAGUCGCCUCCUGAACGUCCUGCGGAGCUGGCUGGUGAUGGUGUCCAUCAUCGCGAUGGGAAACACGGUGCAGAGUUUCAGGGAUCACAGCUUCCUGUCAGAGAAACUCUACACGGGCGCGCCAGAGUUUGUGAAUGGUCUCCAAGCUCGAACAUUCGGUAUUUGGACAUUGCUGUCAUCCAUUAUUCGCUGUGCCUGUGCCAUUGAUAUUCAGAACAAGACGCUGUAUCACAUCACCUUAUGGACAUUUGUGUUGGCGCUAGGACACUUUCUGUCUGAAGCCUUCAUCUACAAAACUGCCCCGCUGACUAUCGGGGUCAUGGCGCCGCUCAUUGUGGCAAGUUUCUCUGUUGUAGGAAUGCUGAUUGGAUUCCAGUGUUUUCCAGAGACUCAAGAAGAAGUGGGAGCACGACACAAGAAACGCAACUAACGUCCCAGCACCAAACAGUUGUGGAGUGGACUCGUCCUGUUCGUGCUGCUUCUGCUCUUGACGAACAUGAGACGUGGAUGUGCUUUCAUUUUGAACUGUGACACUUUCUAAAGACUGUACACGUACUCGGCCUCGGUGUAAUUAGUGUUUUUUAAUUGGACAUUUUAGAGUUGAAUGUGCAAUUAAAAAAUGUGUCACCUCUAAUGCACAAUCAUGUUACACUACAGUGAUGGAUGUGUGCUGGUUUCUUCAAGGGAAAAAUAUCAUAGAUAGGUUUUAUGAUGUUCAUUUUGUGUCUUAGUAGUGAUCACAGUGACAAACGCAGAAGUUUGAAACUGAAACUUGUGUUGAGUUGAGCGAUCAGAGAAAUGAUUCAGAGCAGAUUUCUCUCAGAAUGAUUUUUAUUUCAGUCUAUUGCGUCCCAUUCAGUUUUUAAAUUCACGAUUUACCAAAGAACUGAAUAGACACACUAUGAAACUAUGCUCUUCAUUACAAAAUAUCACAAACACUUAAAUCAGCAAUUGUUGGGUUUCUGUGAAAGUUUGUACACCCUUUAAAUUUCUGCUCUGUUAUUGUCAUAUAAAACCUUAGGAUAAGGUUAAAUGAUUUUUAAAGUUCUAUUAGAGUAAUAAGCAAAUGUGAUGUAUUUCUAAACUUUAAAAGAAAAUACAGUUGUGUUAAAUAUGCAGACAUCUUGUUGUCAGGGGUGUGAUUGUGUUUUUACAUUAUUUUGAUAAAUGUGUAAUAUGUUAUAUUUGGGUUCCUCAGCCAGGUGUUUUACAUAUUGUUUUCAGCGCUGACUUUGUCUUAAUGAGACGGAUUAAAGUGCCAAAAAACACUCACACACUUUGGUUUGUAAGAAUUUAAGAAAAAUAAAUGAUCGUUUAUCCAGUGAGGUGGGGAACAA